GGAGGAUCAGGAGCAGGCUGGUGGAGGAUCAGGAGGACCAGGAGCAGGUUAUUGGAGGAUCAGGAGCAGGUUGGUGGAGAAUGGCCAGUCUGGGGCUCCAGAGAGGUCUCUUCUGGUUCCUGCUGUUGGGUUCAGUGGACAUCUGCAGGUCAAUGGAGAGGCUCCAAUCUGCUUCAAUCUCCUCCACCCGACAAUUCCAGGGUCUCCGGGAGCCCAGCUUCACCAGGCUGAAGAGGAAGAACCUGGCUGUGGACUUUGUCCUCCCUGCAGCCUUCAGGAACUCCUUGAGGGACCUUCUGGGUCUCUUCCCCGCCGGGACUGCCAGCAGCACCAACUUCCAGGCGAGCUCCAGCCUGGUCCUGGACUGCGGACCUCUGCUGGAGUCCCUGAUCCCUGAGCGAUCUUCUGCUGGUGCUCCUCAUCCCUAUGGAGCGGGGAAGAAGGAGCCGCUGUGGUCCCAGUCGGCGCCGCUCUCCAAGGUGCUGAAAGCUGGGACUCUGAAGACUCUCCGCAGGUCCAAGCAGCUGCUGGUGGAGGUUGGGGACUACCUGGUCAGGGAAGGCUGUGGGGUAGAUUGGGAGAGCCUGAGGAGCGAUGAGGCGGAACAACGUGUGGAGCUACCAACUUCUGUCCUGAAGAGGAGGCUGGAGUUCAACAUGACCGAGCUGUUCAGCUGGUGGCUGGAGACCAAGGAGGGGAGGCUGAGGAUCAGACUGAUGCCACAGAGGUCUUCCGCUUAUCCUGGAAUGGAAGAUACCUUGUCAGCUGCCUUGGGAGCGUCCCAGCCCAGACUAAUGUUCCAGAUCCUGAGGAAGGGUUUCCAUUAUGUGAAGAGCUCGUCCAGCAAUCCUCUGAACUUCUACACCUGGAAUAUAUCGUGGAUUAUGAGGGAAGUGUUUUCAUACACCGGCCCCAGACCCAAACAUGAUUUUGAUUGCAAUUUCGAGUCGCACUGCAGUAUGGAAUAUUCCUCUGCCCAAAAUAACAACAACACAUGGAGAGUCACCAGCGCGGAGGAGUUACAGAGACACUGGACUGGGAACGGCCCCAAAGAAGAUUAUUCUGAAAACUCGUCAACAGUCCCUUGA
Messenger RNA from Rana temporaria (common frog), 1088 nucleotides. RefSeq names its product ALK tyrosine kinase receptor-like. The record is from RefSeq and is a predicted model, not a curated record. The transcript has 4 exons. Bases 81 to 1088 code for a protein of 335 amino acids. Lineage: Eukaryota; Metazoa; Chordata; Amphibia; Anura; Ranidae.